This is a messenger RNA of Strongylocentrotus purpuratus (purple sea urchin), 1663 nucleotides long. RefSeq names its product bis(5'-nucleosyl)-tetraphosphatase, symmetrical. The transcript is spliced from 3 exons. Gene Ontology annotation, molecular function: phosphatase activity; endopolyphosphatase activity. Gene Ontology annotation, cellular component: cytoplasm. The record is from RefSeq and is a predicted model, not a curated record. Lineage: Eukaryota; Metazoa; Echinodermata; Echinoidea; Camarodonta; Strongylocentrotidae. Bases 405 to 1562 code for a protein of 385 amino acids. Gene Ontology annotation, biological process: polyphosphate catabolic process.
UGAAAUUAUAGACUAUCACGUCUGUUGGGACCUGGCAACACUGACCGAUUUACGCCUGGAAUUUCACUAAUCCUCUCAUACAUCCUAGUUUUAGAUGGCUAUAAAGCAACAAUAAAAUAAUCAGCAGGCUGAUGAAUUGCUGCAUGGUGUUGGAUGUAAUUCAUCAUCCCCCCCCCCCCCACCAAGGCCAGCACAAGGUCAAAUCGGCUCGACACCGGCAUCUCCAUCAUUCUAUUUGACCAACCGGUGGACAGACGAGGGACUCCUUGCUCUUCCGGACAGAGUUGAAAAUGUGGACAUCAGGAUGGAUAAUUGAUGCAGAGUAUAUCAUAUCAGGCUAGAGAGAGCUAACUGGCUUGUUUAAAGUAUACUUCUCCCUAUGGUCCCUUGCUAGUUAGACCAACAUGGGUUUGUGCUUCUCACUAUGUAAAGAUGAUGAGGAAAUAGGGGACAUUCAAAGGACUACUGAAGAUAACAGGUUAGCUAGAGAUGGCCAGAUAGCUGAAGAAGACAAGACAGCUAAAUAUAGACAAAUCACUGAAGGUGACCGGAUGGCCAUAGAUGAAGAGACAACUAAAGAGGACCAGAAAGUUUCAGUAGACCAGUUAGCAAGAGAUGACCAGGUAGUUGUAGAAGAUGAGAUAGGUCAAGGAGAUGACGUGGCAGGACAUGACGCGAAAGCAGAGGAUAAAAUGAUAAAUGAAGAAGAAUACAUUUCAGAACUUUGCAGAAAAUAUUCUGCAGACAGACCAAUACCUGAAGAGGAAGCGGAACUCUUCCUCAAAGAGUUGACCUUUCCUAUACCAACCAAACCUCAUCUCACCCUGAGCGAAGAUGAUGUUGCUGGCAAGAGAAUCUUCGUGAUUGGUGAUGUUCACGGUUGCUAUGAUAACCUCCUAACUCUCCUGCACGUUGCUGAUAUUGACAAGAACCCCAAUGCGCUGCUGAUUUUUGUCGGAGACAUCAUCAACAAAGGUCCCAAGAGUUUGGAGGUUCUCAAUUUCGUCCGCUCGUCAAACUCUUACUCCGUCAUGGGAAACCACGAACGAGCUGCAGUCAGGAAACUGCGUCUCAUAAAGAUGAAUGUUGGAUACGAGCCAAAGGCCUCCAAGCAGUGGCUGCAUGACUUGAAUGGAAGUGAUUAUGAGUACUUGCAGGAGCUGCCCUACACCAUCAGUAUACCUAGUCUCAAUGCCGUCAUCGUCCAUGGAGGACUCCUGCCAGGUAAACCCUUGGAGGAACACACCCAAGACGAGAUGCUCCUGAUGAGGAACAUCAUCGUGGAAGGCAACGAGCUGAAAGCUACCAAGCACAUCAGCCAAGGGCAGCUCUGGGGUGAGCUCUGGAAAGGUCCUCGGCAUGUCUACUUUGGUCACCAUGCCCUAGAGGGACUACAGAGGUACCCUUACGCAACGGGUCUAGACACGGGAUGCGUGUACCACGGAUCACUCACAGGGGUGUUCCUUACUGGAGAUAAGAAGUUGGUGUCCGUCAAAAACGAGGGCUGCAGAAAUAAGGAAGUGAUCCAAUCUGAAGAAGGAGAUCCAGGUGCAGCGAUGUAGUCUAGACCAAUCUCGGGUUUGUGCCAUUUCAUUUAGGUCUUGGCCUCCACAUUGAGGCACAUCCCUUGAAGGUUCUGUUUUAUGUGUUUGAAUGAUAAAUA